AUGCCUCAACUUAACGAUAUUUUACGCCUCAAUUUAAAGAUCUGUUUUGCAUUUUCUCUUAUAAAUUGUUGUUUUGCUGACCUUCGACAUGGCUACUCAAUGUUACAGUACGGUUACAAGUUGGAUAGAAGGAUAAUAACGUCCUAUGAUAAAUACAGUAUUCUGGAUUGUGUGGAGGAUUGUCUGAGAACAGCACGAUGUCGGUCCAUCAACUACCACCAGGGAGCCCACUUUUGCCAAACCAACUUUAAAAGCAAUGUUUCUACGCCUGCACUGUAUAUUGAAAAACCUGGAUGGAUAUACAGUAAUAUAGAGGACUGGGACAAGGGAAUUGCUGGAGCUUGUUCAACGUCUAAUUGCGCCCUCAAUGAAAAAUGCAAUCCUAUGCCUUUUGGAGAGCAUGACUGCGUCCUGUCAGACUGCGGUAUCCCGUUGGGUGAAGGAUUUUCAUUUAAUAACGUGCGGGAAUGGGAUGCUAUUGGAAUAAAAAGAGGAAUCCAUAUAACAUGCUCUUCUGAGUAUCAACAACAAGGUUCUGAACGUUUUGUCUGUUUAUAUAACGGACAUUGGAAGACAAACUUGAACUGCACUUUGAAAGGAACCUCCAAGGUUCGAGAAAUGCUGUAA
Molecule: messenger RNA, 627 nt
Organism: Magallana angulata
Lineage: Eukaryota; Metazoa; Mollusca; Bivalvia; Ostreida; Ostreidae
Exons: 4
Coding region: 1-627 (208 amino acids)
Source: RefSeq, a predicted model, not a curated record